GGAGUGACUGCCAUGUCUGUUGGACAAGAGGAGCCAGCGGAAUAUGAGUUCAACAGCACACUCAAAGGUGUUCAGGUGAUUUUGAAGCAUGCAGACACACAGAUUCCUUGCUGUGGGACCAUCCGUGAAUGGCGGCUGGCUGUGGGCCAAACAGGAACACUCACAUUCCAGGUUUGGCGGGUUAAUGCCACCGAUUCUCAAUCCCUGGUCCUGGUUGGGAAAAACGAAGCAUCUCUGAUUGAGGGGAAGAAUACUGUGAACAUUCGAACUAAUGACAGAAUCAGUGUAAUGGAAGGUAUUGCGCCAUAUUUCACGAACGAACAUGAUGAGAUUACAGUCUAUUUAAACACGGCAUUGGAUGAUGAUAUUUAUACAUUGGAGUUCACUGAUGACGACCCACAGGAUAUAUCUACAUUGGUCGUUGCCAUGGAAGCUAAUGAUUAUUUUGACCUGAAAAGUAAAAAGGUAGUGUUAAAAAACAAACUUGUCAAUGGGUCUUGGUCGCUACAGUUUGAAGUCAAAGAUAGAUGUGGUGCAAUUGGUAAAAUGACCUUGGACGUUAGGGUGAAUGGUUUUCAGCCUGUAGAAAUUGUAAGUCUACCAUCACACGUCUCAAUGUUGGCAACUCAGCUUACAAGGCAGAUGCUACACACCCUUGAGUUGAAACCGAAGGCUGGAAUCUUCACUUGUGCUAUUGACUCGUAUAUGCCUGAAAGAAGCACUGGGAAUCCCUUUAUCUUGCAAACCGAGUCAUCGAAGUCAACGAAUGGUUUGUUUGCUGAAAUAAAUAAGUUCGCCUUUAGUAACAUCGGUUAUAAUUGA
This is a messenger RNA of Mya arenaria, 822 nucleotides long. RefSeq lists its product as uncharacterized. The record is from RefSeq and is a predicted model, not a curated record. The coding region runs from base 13 to 822 and encodes 269 amino acids. NCBI's taxonomy places the organism in Eukaryota, Metazoa, Mollusca, Bivalvia, Myida, Myidae. The transcript is spliced from 7 exons.